AUGCCUGAAAGAUGUUUCAUUUGGUCUUGCCAAAGCAGUGGUAAACUCCCAAAUAUUUACUAUUUUCGCUUUGGUUCCAGGAAGGAACUAUGGCUUGAAGCCUUGGGAAUACCUGAUAAGGAUAUAAGUUCUAGGAAUCUUCUUUGUUCCAAACAUUUUGAUGCAUCAGAUGUUGUGUUUCCUGAUAGUGAACAUGGCAGAGUAAGGCUCAAACCAAAAGCUGUGCCCAAACAUUUCAUAAUCAAAAGGAAAUCAACUGACAUUCUUUCUUCUGAACCCCCGAAAAAAAAAGUUGCAAGGAAACACCAUGAUAUGUUGGAACAAGAACAACCUUCCACAUCCAUGAAUAAACAACCUAGUAAUGAUUAUGAAGCAGAAGUUGUUCAUAUCCCAAAGCACAUGAAAGAACAGCUUUCCAGUUCAACUGAUAGUGCUGGACUGAAGCAUACUCCUAAAAGAAAUAGGAGGCUAAUUAAAAAAAUUCAUACAUACAGGUGUGUACAUUUCCUUAUGAUUACUUGAAAGUUGAAAAAC
Molecule: messenger RNA, 534 nt
Organism: Phaedon cochleariae (mustard beetle)
Lineage: Eukaryota; Metazoa; Arthropoda; Insecta; Coleoptera; Chrysomelidae
Source: the annotation of a GenBank genome assembly